Molecule: messenger RNA, 297 nt
Organism: Dictyostelium purpureum
Lineage: Eukaryota; Evosea; Eumycetozoa; Dictyosteliales; Dictyosteliaceae
Exons: 2
Coding region: 1-297 (98 amino acids)
Source: RefSeq, a predicted model, not a curated record
AUGAAAUCUAAUAUUGCUCUAUUUUUAAUUAUUUCAAUAUUGUUUAUUUCAAUAUCAAACGCUUUAAAUUGCCAAAAAAAAGAGGAUUGCAUUGAGAGUAAUUGUGUAAAAUUGGCUGAUGGUGGUCUUAACUUUUGCCUUUUAUCAUCAAAACUAGGUUUACCAUGCAGCACUAAAGUAGAUGAAAAUGGGGUAUAUGUCAAUGGUCUCCCUCCAUGUGGCGGAUCUUUGAAAUGUAUAGAAAAUGAAACUGGUAAAGGAAAAUGCGAGGAUUUACUCGUCUUUGAUGGAAAUUAG